This is a messenger RNA of Poecile atricapillus (Black-capped chickadee), 3556 nucleotides long. Its product is annotated as gap junction beta-2 protein-like. NCBI's taxonomy places the organism in Eukaryota, Metazoa, Chordata, Aves, Passeriformes, Paridae. Gene Ontology annotation, cellular component: connexin complex. Gene Ontology annotation, biological process: cell communication. The record is from RefSeq and is a predicted model, not a curated record. Bases 300 to 977 code for a protein of 225 amino acids. The transcript has 2 exons.
CCACCGCCGCCUCGGCGGGCGGCCGGAGGAGCGGGGCGCGGGCGGGGGCGGGUUAAAAGCGGCGGCAGGUGAAUGGGGAGGGACCUUAAAGCUCGGGGCCGGAGCGGCUGGGGCCGCCCGCUCCGCAGGCGCCAGCGGAUCUGGGAGCGGAGCAGCGCGCCCGUCUCGUCCCGCGUGUCCUGCCCAGCCGUGCCGGGUGAGGGUCCGGAGCGGCUUCCCCGUGUCCUGCCCAGCCGUGCCGGGUGAGGGUCCGGAGCGGCUCCCGCGUGCCGCACCGGUAAAAGGGCACAGAAAAGAAGAUGGACUGGGGAACUCUGCAGGCUGUUUUGGGAGGUGUAAAUAAGCACUCCACCAGUAUUGGGAAGAUAUGGCUCACAGUCCUCUUCAUCUUCCGUAUCAUGAUCCUGGUUGUGGCUGCAGAGAGAGUCUGGGGAGAUGAACAACAAGAUUUUGUCUGCAACACGCUUCAGCCUGGCUGCAGAAAUGUUUGCUAUGAUCACUUUUUCCCUAUCUCUCACAUCAGACUCUGGGCCCUGCAGCUGAUCUUUGUCUCCACACCUGCUCUGCUGGUGGCCAUGCAUGUGGCUUACACCAGGCAUGAGAAGAAAAGGCGGUUCAGAAAUGGUGAGAAAAUUGAUAUUGAAGAGCUAAAAAAUGAAAAGAUUCACAUUCGGGGCCCCCUGUGGUGGACAUACACCAGCAGCAUCUUCUUCAGGAUCGUCUUUGAAGCUGUCUUCAUGUACGUCUUCUAUUACAUGUACGAUGGUUACCAGAUGCCCCGCCUGGUGAAGUGCGAAGCUUGGCCCUGCCCCAACACUGUGGAUUGUUUUGUGUCUCGGCCCACUGAGAAAACCACAUUUACUAUUUUCAUGCUUGCUGUGUCUGGGAUCUGCAUGAUGUUGAAUCUGGCUGAGUUGUGCUACCUAGUGAUAAAAAUUUGCAUGAAAGAAUCCAGGAAAACAACAAUUUUGAAAUAAGUCCCCAGUUUCAGGAUUUACUGGCUCCCCAUUUCCCUUAAAUUUUUUUAGGUGUAACAAAACAAUAAACAAUAUUUUCACACUCAAGGAAAAGGAUAAAAAAAAUGAUCUUUUGUGUUUUAAAACUGUUAGCCUCCCUGGGAAACCGAUUCUGAGGCAGGUUUUAAAGAUCAUAAGCUGAUUCAGUAUUCCUGCAUCUGCAGUUAGAGAGAGCAGUUUUCUGGCACCAGCUUCUCCAAGUAUGCCUGCUGCUGGGAUCCUAUUGUUGGGAUGGUUAACUCUUCAAACAGUGGGAGUGGAAAGGACCAGAGAAAGCUCUAGAGCCCAAAGGAGAUCUAGUAAUCACAAACACACUGUGUUGGCUCAGAGGCAAAAUAAUAUCAAAGGUUUUUGGUUAAAAGUGGGGUAAAGGAUUGUUUUGGGGCACAUCACAUCUGGAGAGCACAAAAAUGGUGUAGAACCACAGGUACUCUGUCAGUGCAUGAUAUCAACUUUUCUGGGCACCAGCAUGUUUUUUUCUUCUCAUCUUCUUGCCUGUACUGAGAAGUAUUUCCUUAAUGGCUGGGGGUAGCAAGUCUCAACAGCCCGUGAACACCAUUAGGUCAAUGCUGCCUCCUCAUAGUCACAGAGACUACAGCAGUGGGAGGAAUGAAGUUCAUUUUCAUUCUCUAGAUCAGAUGAGAAAAAGGAUUGUCACUUCUGGGUGAGUGAAGGCAGUGAAACAGUCUUCCUCCUUCUCUUGUUCUCCCCCGAUAUGUUGUGAGAAAUCUCAGUACAGUAGACUUUACCUGAUGGAGAGACAUUUUACCACCUGUGCCUCACUCAGCUAUAUACUUUUAAAACUUUUUUUUUUUUUUCCAAUAAAAAUCAAGAAAAAAACCUUUCUUCAUUCUUUUGGUUAUCCAAAGGAAGUGCUUCAACUUGCAGCAUGAUAUCCGGUGUUCCUUUCAUUGCUCUUUUUUUUCUAUCUAGCCUGCACAGCUUUACUUCAUAAAACCUUCUCCCUGAGGUACCUUUCAAAUGAGUUGAGCAAACCACUCCCAGUCUCUCUGACAUUCCACAUUGUGAGAUUAAAUCACCAUUCCUUUUCUUAGAGUUGGUCUAGCAGGAAUUACAGACAGCUUGCAGAGCUAAAAUAGAAAAGGGACCAAAUCAGAAAUUAGGAGGAACUUGAUUGUUUUCUUGAAGUUCACUCUGCUGUGCUCUAAAUUGUAUAUUACUAAUUUGGAGUACUAUGUAAGUCAGUCUAGUCUUGUCUCUAAGUAGUCUCAAAAGGUGUUUUAUGCCUGGAAUGGGCAGUAUCUGGCAUAUUAGGGCAACACAGUUUAUCUCCCAAGUGCCUGCCCAUUGAACCCACUUCUAGAAAUCUGGCUGUUUCUCCUUAGCUUUAAUAACUGGCUUUUCCCCAAACUGAAUGAGCGUUAUCUCAGCCUCUCUAUUUGCAUUUAUCUUUUACUGUACAUUUAAAUUUGUCACUGUUGGAGUAAACAAAGCUUCAUGAAUUAAGAGCCAUGACCCUUCACUGUGCACUGAAAGUUGAUCAUAAACAGGCUUCCCUUGCUUGUGGGCUACAUCCAGUGUUACAACUUGACUGCAGAUGGAAAUCUGUCAUCUAAGAGGGAAGCAAGAAAACCAUAAAAACACCAUCCUCAGAACCAUAAAAAAAAUAUAGGUAAUUCAUAAUGAGUUGGACUGGAAACUUGGACUGUGAAAACAUCCUUAAUUCAACUCCAAAGAACACAGUUUGGCACAUAUCAGGUUUGUGCUUGAUAGAGUUCCUGCAUUGUUCCAUGUACAAGUACAGAGAGAGCAAACUAGUCCCAGUGCUCUAGUAUUACAUUUCUUUUGUAACAAGAUUUUUUUUUUCUCCCUGAAAUUAUAGUUAAAGCAUUUCUGUGGUGUCUGUUUUCUGUAUUGUAUGUGCUGUGUGUUACUUAUUGUGUCUAAUGAAAAAUGUUACUUAAUGUGCCAUAAUGGAAAAUGUAUGCACCAAUACUCUACUCAGUAGCCAAGGGCUAGUGUAAGGAUUUUAGUCUUCUGCUGCAUGGUGGUGUUUCCACUGGUUACAAUGCCUGUUACCCUGAGGUUUCCUGAGCUCAUAGUGGAAGGUCACAUAUGUGCUCCACUUCAAAUCAAGUAUGCUGCCUGAGAGAGCCUUGCAGAUGGAAAAGGCCAGUGAUAAACUUAACCAUAGGGAAAGAGUUUGUUUUCUCUGCCUGCCUUCAAAUUCAGCUGGAACUUGAAAUGAGACACACCAAAACUGUUAACACUAACACUAUGAAGUUAUCUUCAACUAGCAGUUUGGCAACCAGAUUAUCAGGAAAAACAGAAACACAACUGAGGAAAGUGUUUGGAUGUAGCCGAGACAGGGCUUUGAUCCGGAAGUGCAGCAUCAGGCAAUGAUAGCUCUGAGAUCUGUAUAUAUUUAAUUUGACUGAAUAGCUGCUUUGUUUGUGAAAAAAAAGUCAGAUACUUUAUAGGAACAUCGGAAUUGCACUUAUUUCUACAUGUGCUACAUUGCAUAGCUGACCUUCUACAGAUGGAUUUCAUGCAGAUUAAAAUAUAUUGCUGUGUUUGAA